AUGGGGCCUGCGGGAUCGCCCUGCCCUUGGCCACUCAACUACCUGAGGCCGCCAGGUGAGGCACACCUGGAGGAGGGUGGCCUGUCCACACCGCCGCCCACGGCUCGGUGCUCACGCCGGGGUGGCCGGCCGCCCAGGGCAACCUGCUCCGGGGCACCGCGGGCUGAGGGGAGACCGCGGCGGCCGGAGGGAACGGAGAAAGCCGGGCGCGAAGGGCAACGGGCUUGGGCUCCGUGGGCUCCCGGGGCGCCUUCCCGCCCGCCCGGGGAUCCUUCCCGCCGGCCCGGGGAUCCUUCCCGCCCGCCCGGGGAUCCUUCUCGCCCGCCCGGGGAUCCUUCCCGCCCGCCCGGGGAUCCUUCCCGCCCGCCCGGGCUCCCUCUCGCCGGCCCGGGGAUCCCUCCCGGCCCCCGCACCGACGCCCGGCACCGGCCCAGCCCGCCCGGCACGGCUUACCGGCGUCCACUCGCCGAUCCCGCGCCAGCGCGCUUCCCGCUGACGGCUCCUAAGGACGCCCUCCGGCCGCAGCCCGUCCUCUCCGCCCACAACACGGCGCCGUCCCGUGACUCCAGGCUCACACCCCGAGCUCUCCCCGCCUUCCCCGGGUCGCCGGGCGCAGGAGCCCCGCGAGCAGGAGGAGAAGGGCGGCCCGGCCUCCCGGCAGUGACGUCGCGGCCUAGGCACCAGCCCCGGAGCCGCUGA
Molecule: messenger RNA, 699 nt
Organism: Ochotona curzoniae (black-lipped pika)
Lineage: Eukaryota; Metazoa; Chordata; Mammalia; Lagomorpha; Ochotonidae
Product: cuticle collagen 34-like
Exons: 2
Coding region: 1-699 (232 amino acids)
Source: RefSeq, a predicted model, not a curated record